AUGGCGCGGAUGGCGCGCACCGCGGCCCAGCGGCGAGCGGGCCGUGAUUGGGCCAGAUGGUCCGCAGACAACGCCAUUAAGAGAAGCUCCAGCGAGCUCAUCGGCACACGCCACCAGCUCCUCCAGUUUCAGCGAGUGCUGGAGCUAUUGAUUGGAGAUCCCGAGGUUGCCGACCGGAUCAGUUGUGUGGUUCCAGUAUUGCAGGCACUUGCGGCUGGACUAAAGCCGGCAGACGUUGAUGUGCUUCGGCGGAAUGUCGCGAUGCAUGCCAAGGCUUCCGGAGUCUCUUUAGCGACGGCCCCGUGGCGUCUCUGA
Molecule: messenger RNA, 315 nt
Organism: Prorocentrum cordatum
Lineage: Eukaryota; Dinophyceae; Prorocentrales; Prorocentraceae
Source: the annotation of a GenBank genome assembly